AUGUGUCGUAACCCGGAUGCUAGUGCCCCGGAUGGACCUUGGUGUUAUACCACUGACACUAAAGUUCGAUGGGAAUAUUGCAACAUAUCCCGAUGUCCUCCAAGAGGUAUUAGUUUUUAACGUAGCUUUUAAAACUCUAAUAUGAUCCUUUAACUAGACAAAUUAGAAAUGACAAGACUGGGUAUUCUUGAGGAGGUGAGCGCGUCAAGACUUUUUGCCAAUAGAGUACUAAAGUGUGACGUCAUAAAAAUGAAAUUUCUGAAAUUAUGGGAUUUGUCAGGAUAUUCUGAAAGAACAAUGUCCAAGAGGCCUACUUGCCAAAAAUGAGCAUUUCGGGCCAAAUUGUCUCUGAGAUAGUAGCCCAGUUAUACUCAGAAAACUCCAUACAAACCCUUCUAAUUUUUUUUGGGUCGAAUCGACCCAAAAAAAAUUAGAAGGGUUUGUAUGGAGUUUUCUGAGUAUAACUGGGCUACUAUCUCAGAGACAAUUUGGCCCGAAAUGCUCAUUUUUGGCAAGUAGGCCUCUUGGACAUUGUUCUUUCAGAAUGUCCUGACAAAUCCCAUAAUUUCAGAUAUUUCAUUUUUAUGACGUCAUCAGCCUCACUGCAAAUAUAACAGAUAUAUGAAUUUUAUCCUACUGUUAUUUUGAAGAAAGAGAAACCUUACAUCGAAAAGCUCAGAAAAAUUAGAAAUACAUUUCAAGGAAAUGAAAUGCAGGGCGAUGACUUAAGAAAAUCCAGCAGUAAUUCUAACAAAUGGAAGACUGAAUUUUUUACGUUCAGUGCAAAAUAAUUUUUAUCCUCAAUAAGGAACGCUAUCCUUGACAUGACAUACUAAAAAACUUUUACUUUUUCAAUGGCUUAUCGUUAACUUUUUAUAUUUUCCGUUCAUAAUCAAUGAAGUUAGUUUAAUUGCUUUUAAAUAUUUAGCUUCUGUUUCAAAUAGUCUCUAAUGAUAAUCUCUACCUCUCCAGUUCCUAAACCUCCAGGCUCUUUAAAAGGCUACCCCCUUAACUCAACUUCAAUCUACAUAUUCUGGAAGAGAAUUCCCCCAUCGUCUCACAAAAAACAACUACUUGGCUACCGGAUACAGUACAGACGCCUUGGAUCCCUGUUAUACAGUGAACUGAAUAUCACCAGCAACAUUACUGAGACCGUUAUUAGCAGUCUUGAUUUCCAAACCACAUAUGAGAUUAAAAUAAAUGGCUUUAGCGAAAUUGGUCAAGGACCCCCUGGGAAAACCCUUGACAUCAAAACCUUACAAAAGGGUAAGUACAAAGUUGUGGACUCUACUUGUCUUGGAAUUUCAUCUUAUUUUUACGCUACUGAAUAGAGAAGAGAGGUGUGACGUCACGUUACCAUGGUAGCAAACAAUAGGGAGUUUUUGCAACUGCGACGGCAAAAACAGGUUUCGAUUGGCGAAAAAAAGUUGCACGUGCAUCACGCUUUUUUGUACAUUUCUUAGCCGUCGUUGCACGACUGCGACAUGAAACUUCCUAAUUUCACGCGCCCGCUUUAUGGAGUAGGUGAGCACAACGCAAAAAUUUUCUUUUUAUUUUUCUAAACUUAGAUACGGUCCUUUCGGAUUUAACCCAGAAAAUUUCGCCAACAUUUGACAAAUUAAAUGAAAUUUUAAUAAGAUCGAUGAAGUUUGAAACCGUGCGAAUCCACUUUUUAAGUGACGUUUUGGUUUGUUGUCAUCCAGGAAUUUUGCUCCCAAAGCAACGUGAGGUAACGACUUCUCCUUUCUAUUAUGGUCAAAUCAAACCUGUGUUAAGCCAUCCCACUUUGGGAACGGCCUGCGUGGUUAUCCGUCACCCCACUGGAGAACACAGACGAUGUCAAAAUUUGCUGGGAAAACAAAACAGUUCCGCCUCAUUGUUAAUCAGGAAGACAGCCAUAAGGAUAAGAAAAAGUAUCCUGAAAAAGUGAACCUCAAAGGGUUUUCUGACUCUCCGUAUGCCAAAAUGAGAGAAAUUACCGACCAUUGUGGGUCACACACACCCUAUGUACCAGUGCGGUGGUAUGGUACAUGUACAUGUUCCUACUGAAAACCGGAUCGUUAAUGGAACAGACCUGAUCUAAAUACGGUGAAAACCAAACACAUGCGCAAUUAGAGAAACAAUUAUAUCACAAAUACCCUGGGCCAUUUCACAGUUAUAGAUGGAGACUGGCGUUGAGCUUGUUUUGAUACAAACCUUCCUGUUUUCUUAUGUAAAUCAUGUUGUUCUUACGUUAUCUCUAUUUUGCAAGCAUACUUUCAUAAGAAAACAGCCAAUCAGAGCGCGCGUACUAUUGUAGCCAAAGAAUAAUGUUGUCUAAAGGUCCAUCCCGUUUUUACUAGUUCACUGAUAACUGAAAACUUACAAUUUUAUUUCAUUGUUAGGUGAGAUCCUCAGUGACGUAAAAUUUAUGUUCCUAAUUGAUACAGCUUUUGAGAGUGAGCUACUAAAUAGCAGUAGCAACGUGUUUAAGACAAUGGAAGAAAAAAUUAGAUCGUCGGUGAGUAGGGGUUUUCAGAUUCUUGUUUAAUACUACCGUAAAUCCUCUAUUAAGCCCCCCGGGGGGCUUAUUUUUUUCAAGCACUUUUGAGGGGGGGCUUAAUAGAGAGGGGGGGCUUAAAAGAGAGGGAGGGCUUAUUUAAUUUAGCGACAGGAGCAAGGUUUCUCGAGGACGGACUUGUGGUUCCCGGGCGGUAUACUGCUUUGACUAACGAUAAGAAAAUGGUGACAAUUCUCCACAGAGAACUAGAUCGCAAAGUCGAGAAAGUUUAGCAUAUGAAGUUGGAGGUCAUGCGGCCGAAGACCAAAAACAAUACGAACUUCCAGCGUGAAUAAACCAUAACUGACCAGUCCACGUUAAUCGUUAAUUUUUUUGUGAAGAAUAAGGAUUGGGGGAGGGGGAGGGGGGGCUUAAUAGAGAGGAGGGGCUUAUUAACUUUCCCCCUCUGAAAAGGGGGCGGGCUUAUUUGAGAGGGGGGGCUUAAUAGAGGAUUUACGGUAUUUAAAGAUGAUCAAGUUAUGAAGCUCGUCAGACUCCUUUGUUAUAAGUUUAGGUCAACUUGACGGCGCACAACGUUCAAUAGAAGUCCUAUCAUUUUCAUCUUGUUGGCCAAUAAAAAUGUCGCAAAAGAUUUUGCACCGUCUGGGAGCUCUUAACGUACAUUACAGCACCGUUGUUUUUAUCUUUGAUGUUUGCCGUCUUUCAUAACCAGUCUCCUCUGCUAAAUAUGUCUCAAGCGAGUGACUGGAUGUUUUAAACUUUCAGGUAAAACACCAAUUCAACGGCUCUUCCCUAUUUUACAAGGUCAGAGUAUUGGGCUUCAGGUAUACCAAAAUAUCUUUCUUCCAUAUUUUCUGGUGUCAGUAGGUAUUCGAAAGCAAUAGCCGAUAAAGCUUCUCCACACGAGAGACCUUGGUAGAUGUGCCUAGAUGCUCAUGUCCAAAACCCAUUGCUAAGAUUCAAGUCAGGACCAUGAAUAGCUUAUCUGAUGAAGGUUACUUUGAACAUUGGGAAAUGCGCUUUCCGAAGCUAUUGUUUUGGGGUCACUGAACCAAAUCAUAGGAGUGAGUUCCGUAUGCUAAAAUGCCGAAUUGCAAAAGACCAAUUGCCGAAGCAACCUAUAUUAAAUUAGGUAUAUACAUAUGGGAUGUAGGCAUGGCUUUUAUUGUGUAAAGGGCGCUUACCAUUUGUCAGAACUGCCUGGCAAGACCAGUUUAGUCGUAAAGAGAAUUCCACUGUUGAUCAGGACGAUCUGGCCAGAUAAGUCUAUUUCUAAAUAAAGUGCAUAGCAGUGAUGGGCUUAAGAGAAGAUUAAUUUCCAGAAAAAGGCUUAAUAUUUCAUUUCUCCUCCGAAAUAACCGGUCCAGUCGGCAGUUCUGACAAAUGGUGAGCACCCAAAGAUAAUGCCUUGAGAGUUAGAGGAUGCUUGACAGUCAUUCCCUAACCUAGCCUCACUUAAACCACUACCACCACCACCACCACUAGAAAAAUACCUUACAUUUAUGUAUCAUGCUUAACUUACGUUCUUCUCCGGGGUUGUUCACCUUCGGUAAUUUUCAGUAAUGGAAGUGUGAAGGCGGACAUCUUAGUUAAAGUCAAAGUAAAGGAGCAUACCAUGAAAACGAUGGUUGUAACUCGUUUGAUGGACAGAUUUGAUAGCUCGUUCAAAACAAGACUCGGAAUUUCUGCUAUCACAGUUAAAGGUUAGUGGUCAAGUAUGGAUCACGGUGAUAUUUGUUCCUCUAAAACGCAAAUUUGUUUUGUUGCUUUUUUGUCACUGGUUUCAUUUAUUGCUUUUUAAUGUUAGUUUGUUCAUAACCAUCAACUACGAUCGAGUGAUUGCACCACAUGUACGUUUAGUUGCAAAACUAUAGCAAGAAAGAAACUAGUUUACUCUUCAUUAUUGCAAACUUACACGUGUUGAUUAUCACCUAUCUUUUAAUGUGAGCAAAGAGUUUCCUUUUUAGUAAGGGACUUUGUUCCUGCCAUAAAUAAAAACUUUCGGUUCCUUCAAUUUGUUGAUUUAGGAAACUUAAAGGAUUUGUUGUUUUUUAAACAACAGAAAAACCGCCGCCGCCUGUAAGCCCAAGUGUAACAAAUAUCCAAACGCGGUACUUCAUAUUAACCUGGGACAAACCAAAAUAUGGCAGUAAUUACCACAUAAACAGCACCAUAGUUGAGCUAAAGAAGGAAGGCUUUGGUAGCUUCACACCUGUAAAGAAACUGCCAUACUCUCAAACUGGAAUGAUGAUGGAGAAUUUGCAACCUGAUACAGAGUAUGAAAUUAGGUUGUCAAGCAGCAACAAAUAUGGGACAUCAGAUAAUGGAACUUUGUUAAAGCAAAAAACUUUACCUGGUAAGGGCUAUAAGGGUUUAUAAUCCUUUCAACCCCAGUGGCAAUUAUAGAGGAUGAAAUAAAGGUCUAACGUUUGAGUCUGUGUAUGAAACCCUACGAUGUGACCAUUCAAAUGAAAGCUACUGAGCAGUACUUUCCUGUGGUACUGUUUAUUGGGCUGUACAAGGUGGUUCUAACUUUUGAGUCUGUUUAUGAAACCCUAUGAUGUGACCAUUCAAAUGAAAGCUACUGAGCAGUACUUUCCUGUGGUACUGUUUAUUAUGCUGUACAAGGUGGUUCAAACUUUUGUGCCUGUGGAUGAAAUCCUUAAGGGUGACCAUUCAAGUGAAAACUACUGAGCAGAACCUCCUUGAGGUACUGUUAACUAUGGAGUACAACUUGGUUCUAACUCUUUCUAACUCUAAGUCUGUGGAUGAAAUCCUAAAGUGUGACCAUUCAAAUGAAUCUUCUCAAGCUGUACUUUAGCGCUAUGUUAUUCGUCUAUCUGAAUUUUACAAACUGAAAUUUGGGAUCUAUCAAUAAUUUUCACAGUAGCCACUGUUAAAGGUGAGAAGUAUUUAAUAAGUAAUAAACUGCAUUUGAUUAUUUUCAUUAUUUUCACAAAUGUACGAAAAGGACUCUCCAGACUGAAAAAGCAGUAACUAAUUUAAUUUCUGCUAGGGAGCCGUAGUAGUAAAGUAGGAACCAAAUUAGCCUGGUAUUGUAAGACAAAUCUAUCCUAAAGCUACCAAGGGGGAAAAGUAACUAAUUUAUGACGUCAUUAGGCUUAGGCUAACCUCUUUUGUAUUAAUCAUUUCAUUGCCAAAAACGCCUUUGACAGUCAAGACCUAGCCUGCGCCGCAGACUAAACUUGACUCUGGUUAAGUUCGUCUGCGAAACAGUGCCGAAAUCCUUUUUCUGGGCCCCAAUUUGUGUACCCAUAUUUGAGUACGCGCCAUGAUUGGCCUGUUAAAAAUGCCAUUGUCGAUUGCUAGUGACUAUGAAAGGAAAUUCGAAACGCUCUUCCGGUAAUUCGCUGAAUCCGUUGGGGGCCCAACGGCCCGAAGCCGAAGUUAAAUUACUGUACAUCUGCGACGUAGGCUGGUCAAGAGGCCCAUGCGAACAAGAAAUGUCUCAGCUUUGUUUCUUGCCCUCACCGUCCUAUUUUUCUCCAUAGACAGGUUCAUCAAGAAUUUGCUGCUUACAAUCGUGUUACCCUUGGCUUUAGCUGUUUUAUUCAUUGGUUUUGUUUGCCUCAAGUUUCGCCCAACUUGCCCACAGCCAGAAAAAAUAAUAUGCGAAAAGGUAAAGAAAGGGUUCUCCAGCCAUCUUUUGAUGCCCGGCAAAUAAGCAUUUCGUCAUUCCAGUUUGUUGCGUAAUUCAAAUUGCGUGGAACGGGUUAACUUAAAAAGUACAGAAUUUAUCAAAUUUAUUUCUACUUUUGCUUUGCAUAGUAUGAUGUUUGUAAUAGUUAAGGUUGUAUUGAAUAUCUUAAGUUUAUGUUAGGCGAUUGUCAAAAACGUUGCAGUGACACCAGUCGCCUGCAGCUCGUGGUUCAGCUUCAGAAAUUUUGAACAUGUUCACCCCAUUUCUAUAUUAUUUACAAGACUGCAGACCAUGCAAAAUAAGUUGUUGUCUAUUUGUUCAUUAAAUUAAAGCCUAGCUGGAAAGAUAUUAAUCUUUAACAUAAAUGAAAUGUUUUGCCUGAGUGUGUACUUGUGGUUUCUCUAGAUGGUACUAGGAGAGCGUGGCUAUUGGUUUGAAUUACCCAGAUCCGCGGUUGAGUUUAAGGAGAAGUUAGGUGAAGGGGCAUUCGGUGAAGUUUUCAAAGGUGUGGUUAGAAUCGGUGGGCAGUUCAAGAACUGUGCUGUAAAGAAACUUAAAGGUAAAUGGGGAUCAUUAUUUUUUAUGGAAACAUUGUUUUUACUAGGUGUAAUUAUGUUCACAUGACAUCUGAUGACGUAAUAAUUGAUAACUAACGGCGUCAGUCAAAUUAAAGGGAUUUCAUUUUGGGGCCCUGACAGCUUUCGUAGGCUAAAGGAAGUAUGUUAAAAACAUUCAGCAGCAAGAAAAACCCUUUACCUUCCUGUAUGAACCCCAAAUGAACUAUUUAUUUUUAUAAAAUCCACAGAAAAGUAACUGAAAAAUAAAGUGGGACGCUGAUCUUUUGUCCUUAUUUUGUUUUUCUUACGUGACAGUAACUAAUAUUUUCUCUUUCAUGUCUGUCUUUUUAUUUUCUUGGCAUUACUUAAUAUUUCCCUAUCUUGGGUAGCAUUUAAAACUUUUAUUGCAUUAACAUUCUAUACAAAUUUAUACUUUCACUUCGUCGGGACGCUCAUCUAGGAAUUUACGACAUGGUGGGUUGAGGUGAAAUUGUGUACAGAAUCAAAACUGUAUUAAAGUCAAUUCAGUUAUACCCGAACUCGCCGUUGACAAUUUUUGGAUUUUUCUUCGCCUCCUUUUAAUGACCUGUAUACUCAAACCUCCAGAGGUACAAAUUUCAUUCACAAAUCCCUUACAUGACUUAAAUACAAUUAUCUCCCAGUUUGAUGGUUGUUUUAAUAGGGCGGGGGAGAGGUCAGGACCCGGUCCCUCCCACCUGGAUCCACCAUUAAGAUUGCAAUUGAUUUUGAUGCCUAUCUAAACAAAGACUGAAACCUUCAAAUUACAGCAAACGCCACGGAAGCAGAAAAGCGUGACUUGAGAAACGAACUACAGAUAAUGGCUACAGCGGGUGAACACCCUAACCUAGUAACUCUCAUGGGGGCCAGCACAGAAGAAGGUACGAGAUAUACCUUACAAUGGGAGUGUUUUCAGGCGGGAUGGUAGUCUGGUUAGAUCCGGCCCCAACGCGUGCACGUGCUUAGCUCAAAGUAGGGAGUGCAAGCACCACGACAGCGACGACAAUAUUAAGACUAAAAAAAGCAAUAGGUUUAAUGAAACACCCUACACAUGCAUCACCCUUUUUAGCUAGCUCCGGAUCGGCAUCAGUAUCAGAGAACAGUUUCGACUCCUUUAAGUUAGUUCUAGCUAUCUCUUUUUCUAUAUACUCGCACAGCUUUUUCAUACUAUUAUACAUUUAUCCAUUAUCUGCCAAAAUAGUUUAAGCCCCUUGAGGAAAAAGUUAAUAAACGCCCCUCGAUUCAUUGCCUUCCUUUGAAAAAUCGCCCCGCCCUUUUUUAAUUCAAGAAACUGCUGUAUUUUGCAAAAUCAGUUUAAGGAUUCUAUUAUGAAUUUGGGGUUUGGCAUGGAGGAAUUGGGAGUGACAGUUUUAACUUUAUGUUUAAAAUUUUCCUCACAUUCAGAACCAGUACUGGUUGUCGUUAGCCUAGCUCAGAACGGCUGCCUGUUAAAUCAUCUACAGAAAAGCAGAGAACAUCCGUAUAUCAACGUCGCAAAACCUGUCCGUGAAAUAAAUUUUGACGUCAACGAGAGAGUGCGGAUCGCACGUGAUAUUGCCAAUGGAAUGUUGCAUCUUUCAAACAAAAAGGUAAAUAAAAUAAUUAUAAUCAUGAUCAUGUUCAUGAUCGCUAUUAUCAUCAUCAUUCUAGACACUUAAAAUUCCACUUUACUUCGAAAUAAAAGUUCCUUAUUUCUUCACUUUUAAUUACAAAUUAAUGGAGAUUAACUAAAAUGGACAAUUUAAAUGUGGUUGUUUUGCAGUGCAUUCAUCGUGACCUUGCAGCGCGAAACGUGCUACUUGACGACAAAUUCGUUGCUAUGGUUUCUGAUUUCGGCUUGUCACGUGACGUGUACGAAAGCGGCGCUUAUGAGAACACCACUGGGGUAUGUUUUAAUUUUCUGUACAUAUUUCAACAAGCUAAGGCCAAGAAAAUGCCAGAAAUAACAAGAUGGGAGGUAAGCUAGAUGCCUCUACCAUCCCCCCAGAGCAUCUUGUAUCGACGUUAAUUAAUUUGGUAAUGUGUGGUGACAGUCGGUUGUUAUGGAUACGAGAUAUGACGCCAUAAGGGCAUUAAUUUUCAAAUAAGAAUCUAACACCUUUUUUCUGCUUUCAUUUUUAACCAGGGUGUGCUACCAGUUCGUUGGAUGGCACUUGAAUCUCUUGUGGAUUACACCUACAGCACCAAGACUGACGUGUAAGCAAGUUUUGCUCGACACUGAAAUUCAAAGACAAAGAAAUUUUCACCAUAAAGGCCUUUCCAUUUUCGUUUCAGUUUACUUUUAUUUUAAGUUAAGCUUCACAGAAAUUCACUUUAUGACCGACAGGAAUGAAUUUAUUGUAUCUCAGAAAGCACGUGCUUUAUCGAUUGUAUACUUAGACUUCGUCAAUAGAAGAAGAAAGUGCAAUUCAUAAUCAAGAAAAGGAAUAGGUUUGUACUUUAGGAUAGCGAUUAGGAGCAAUAUCCCUCAAACGAAUUCAAAGCUGCUUUCGUGAUUUGAACAAGGCUGUAUUUUACACAUUAAUUUAAACAAAAAACACAGCCUUAAACUACUUUUUUUUUCUUUGCAGCUGGUCAUUUGGUGUAACAUUGUGGGAAAUUGAAUCUGGAGGUACUUAUUAACUAACCGCAUGUGUCGUCUGUGUGUGUGACAGCAAAUGAUAGGUAUAAGAACAGGUGGAAGUUAUUGAGUAAACUGGUAACGCAAGACUUCCGGAUUCAUUAGUUCUCUCAUACGAAAAAUAAGAGAGUAAAAAAUCCCGCGCUUCAAAACCUUCCUGCCUCCAGUUAUUUUGUCGGAAUAAGAUCUAAAAUACCAAGAAAACAAUUCAUUAAUUUGUUUUGAUGGUGUUCUGAGCGGCGUUAUCCACACCGCGGGUCACGAGGUUUUGCAAGACGCGUAUUUCUAUAGUAACGUUGCCAUUAUUAAUUUUGUUUAAUGGUGUCAUUUUUAAAUUUAGGUGCGAAGCCUUAUCCAGGUCUGGCUGGUAUGGAGUUGGUGGACUUUCUAAAUUCAGGACGACGAUUAAAACCACCGGAUAGCUGCCCGAAUAAUAUGUACGACACAUCAUCGGUCUAUAGAUUCUUUUGAUAAAUCAUAAAUGUUGACCAUUUUAGGCCUGGUUCAGUCGCCGCUCCACUCAUGUGCCAAACCUAACUGAUCAAUUAAGUAUGGCAAAAGAGCGGUGUCUAAAUCAAUGCGUUAAGUUCGACAGAGUCAGUCGAACUUAACUUAGCUCGACAUAAGGUGCGCCCUUUGAAUCAGAUGUCGCGCCAGUGUCGCUCCAAAGUCGAACUUAUUCAAUUAGGUUCGGCACAUGAAAAGUGCGGCGUGUAAACUCUGGCCAAGGCACCAGAAAGGCUGUCGAAAAUUCAGUUUUUUAUAGUUAUUAUUUCUAAGAGUUUUUAUUACGAACUCUGACCGCAAGAACAGUUGGUUAUAAUAUGUUAGUUCUUGGAUGGAAGCUUGCACCUUCUCAUUACUAAGCUUUUGACCAGAAGUUGAAACUUAGGCAAACUAAUAUAAAACAACUCAUGAAGCGGCAAAAUGAUGGUACUUUGUCUCACUCAUGUAGUCUUGAGAUGAUGAUGGCAUGUUGGCAUCCAGAUCCCUCACAACGCCCUUCCUUCAGCGAGAUUGUCGCCUCACUGGAUCAAGCACUGCAAGCAAUUCGGUGAAUAUAUGUAAUACGCUUACAGUUAUGUUUUGUUUUUCUUAAAGAGCUUUGUAGCGACAUUCUGGUCCUUUUUUGCAAGGUGCUCCAAAUAUAUGUUUAAUUGAAUCGUGAAACAUCAAAAUUUUAGUUUGGUGAAACAGAGGAACGCCUAACGAACGAAGCUGUAGAUGCUACCAAGCGGUAUGGGGUGGGGUAGGGGGGAUGUAAAGACUAUUACAUAGCUUCUUUAAGAAACAUUCCAUUUUGCUGAACGUCUUUUCACAAAUGACGUCCAUAAAUGUGCUCUGAAUACAGCCAACCAGGGUUCUAUCUAGGAUUUAUCGUUUAGGGGAGAAGUCCCGAGUGGGCGAAGGCCACGAGCUUCCUAGCGGGGGUCCCCGGCAAGUUUUUGAAGUAAAUAUGCGCUGAGAUGCAGUCUGGCCGGUGCAUUUUGAGACUCAAUUUGAGAAAUGUUACAGUGUGUGCACUGAAUUCGUCACGUCUGAGUUAUUUUUCUGAUAUAGUUAAUUAAUAUAUACUGAAAUGAUAACUGACAAAAGGUUUUUGGGGGAAGCUGGGCAUUUUUUUGGGGGGGGGGGGUGGAAGCUACUACCCCUAAAAUACCCCAAUACCCCAGAUAGAACCCUGCCGACACUGACCGAGAAAGGAGUUCCACACUGGUGUUCUGAUAUUAAGACGUCUUUGUUCUUUCAUGUUUCUUUGUCAUCAGCCGUUGCUAAACGUUCCUAAAAACUACAGGUCAUAUAAAUUGACCCAUGCAUUUUGCAAAAGGUGCCUGUAACUAUUUUACCUUCAACAAAAUGCUUAUUGUUCUUUUACCAUCAGGGUUAAUCUAGCUGAUGGGACAACUGGGAGUGAAUUUCAAAGAAGCACAAGUCUGGCAUUGGAAACCGAUGACCUGAAUAACGAUGACAUGAGCAUCAACCUGCGAGAUGGAAUCACUCAAUACCGACCACUAGCAAACACAGAUAUGGGAUCGGAACUAGAAGGCGAGGCAGAAAAUCACAAAGAAAAUAAAACUGAGGGAUCAGAAGACGUUUGACAAAAUUACAGACCAUAAAAAUAGAACCAGGUUCUAAGUUCAAAUCUCUGUGAGCUUAUUCUUUGUAUGCAACUGCGUCACAUGCAAGGCGUCCAUGUUGGUGGACAAUACACUAAAAACGUUUUCGAUGAAUUAACAAAAGAUGGAGUUUAGUUCCCACUAGCAUGGCCUCCGUGACGUCACGUGCAAACCAGUAAUACGCAGGUCUGUCAACUAGCUUUGAUACCCCUUUGACUUAAAUACAAUCCACUAGCUUUUUGUCUCAAACAGCAAAUAUGCCCUGAACAUGUACAGUUAUAAAGAGUAGGCACGCCCACAUGUGCAGUGGGGAUUAUCGUGAGACAGUUAAUAAAAGUCGUAUAACCUUAAGCCAGCGGUUUGUAACAUUGCAGUCCAUAUCUUAUCGAUUAAUAGUGUCGCCUUCGAAAAGCAAACUUUUCAAAAGAGGGACGAGGUGCCGAGAAGAAAAAAGAAAGUGCAUGUUUUGCUGCACGUUGAGCGGAUUUGAUAUCAACCAUUAAUAAUCUAGUCUGCUACACAGCCGUUUUUAGUGUAGCAGAAGUGUAGCAGACUAUUAAUAAUCAAGCAUUUGAAACAACAGUGAGCCGAAUCAGCCGAUAUAACCGGCAUUUUUCGGAUCCGUUUCAAACUAAAAACAUAAUUUGCUGCAAGAAACUUCAUAGGAUAGUAAAUUACUGUUAUUGAGAGCUGUGUAUGGACCUCUGCUGUUUUGAUCUAGUAUUACAGUGCAAUUGUUAUGAACUACAGGAAGAUUUCUCUUUUAUAUGUCCUUGUUGGAGCAUGUUUAAUUGGAGUUGACUAUGCACAACUCACAAUAGCAUUACAACCCUGUUGGUGAAGCGAACCAAUAAAAACAUUCAUUCUCG
Molecule: messenger RNA, 12342 nt
Organism: Porites evermanni
Lineage: Eukaryota; Metazoa; Cnidaria; Anthozoa; Scleractinia; Poritidae
Source: the annotation of a GenBank genome assembly